GUCUAGAUGGGCCCUUCCCACCCUUCUUUCCUCCCAGACUACAUAUGCAAAUAAAAAGAUACGGAAAGCACACAAAAACAUGAGGAAAUAGUCGGUUCAAAAUACCAUGCCAUCAUUGCUUUCCUUCUCCCAGUGGUUUUCAAAAACGUACAAAGAAUUCAGGUUAGGGUUAAGGCAGGCUCCUCGGCAGUUUGGUCUGUGCUUGCUGACAAACGUCCCGAGACGCCGACAAUUAUUGUUCAGGCACUCCUUUUGUAGUCUUGCGAUCGUCUGCCAUUGUCAUCGCCGGAAAUUUCGAGUGCCGACUGCUCCAGGAGGUCACGUAUAUGUAAAUCAUCUGGGAAAGUCCGAUGGGUUCCGCUGCUGCGUCGAUGCUCAUGGACGACUCUGAGCAUCCUACCGACACAGCGAUCCCAACAUCCACAACUUCUUUGGCCCGGCUAUCAUGCACAUCGUGUCGCGAUAGAAAGCAAAAAUGUGACCGGAACCUACCAGUUUGCCGUCGAUGUACGAGCCUGCGUAAUGAUUGCGUUUAUCCAAGUUCCAGAAAGUCAGGCCAGGGCAAGCGGAAGCAGGUUCGCGAUCUGGAAGCUAAAUUGUUCCAACUCGAGGACCAGCUCAGAACAAUCGGACAUUCGGCUGAUGCAGACCGGUGCAAUUCACCGCAGACGGUCAGAAUAGCCGUCUCGUCGAAUGUCGUCUAUUCUUCCCCCGUGGCGUCAAGUGCGGACCAAUCAUGGUUGAGCGAGGCUACGAUUCAGGAAGGACGAGAUGUUGGAGAGCCUCGAAGUCACCAACGUCAACAGCUGGCUGACUGGCUUGCCAAUAGCGAACUGGAACUUACGGAGCUAGACGAUGCCCCAUUGUCACGCGACUUGAUUGAGGAACUUACCACUUUAUACUUCAAAAAUGGCUAUCACUGUUCCCCGAUGAUACACCCUUCUCGCUACUUAGAAUCCUUGCGAUCAGAUGUUCCUUCUCGUCAGCCACCUUUGUUCCUCCAAUUGGUGAUCAUGGCAACUGGAGCGAGCACCGACCCUUCAUAUGCCUCCCUAGCCAUGUCUCUGUACCGUCGUGCUCGCAAACUUGCCGAGCAGGAUGAAGCCAAGGAACCAAAUGCAUUCAUGUUAGCUCAUGCCCAAUGCUGGGUGCUCAUGGCCAGCUUCGAGGCUCAAAGCACACUGUUUUCUCGCGCUUCCCUCAGCCUGGGGAAGAGCAUCAGGAUCGCGCAGAUCCUGAAUCUGCACCAACUCGACAGAUGCCCACAGCCACCAUCUCUGUUUCAGUCUCAUCUUGAGCCGCCGUCUUCGCGAAACCUCGACUGGAUUGAGAUGGAGGAGCGUCGCAGGACCUGGUGGGUGAUUUACUCUGCAGAUCGGUUGGUUUUCGCAACCUCAGCGCUGCCUUCCAUUAUUGACGACCGGAUGGUGCACACGCUGCUUCCUAAACCAGAGGAAGCCUUCACGAGCGGUGGCGAAGAGACGCCUCAAGAACACACAAACACUUUACACCAGGCAUUGCGAGAGAGGUCACCACCCGUUUCGCGUCUGGGAGCACGUGCUCUCGCAGCUCAUCUCUUUUAUCGAGCUGUUGACUUGGAGACUACCGAGUCUCGGCCAGAGGCGCAGGCCGAGCACAACCUAGAAUCUUAUUGGGCUCGACAGCAAGACGUUGGCAAUGAUCUGCUUGCCCUCCUCAUCAGCUUGCCCCGAGAUCUCCGCCUCCCUGCCAGUAUUGGGUGUCAAGAUACUAUCUAUAUCCACGUCCUGAUACACACCGCCUUGAUGUGCCUUCACAAGACCGCAAUACGCAAAGCAGCCGAAGAUGGAGGGCGGGGGACUGAGGCAAGCUUUGUUAAGGCGCAGGGCCGGAGCAACUUGCUUGCUGCAGCUGCGCAAGUCAUCGCCAUCAUCCGAUCAAUCAGAGAGGAGGACUUGACCGAGGCACUGAAGAACCCGAUCCAGGGCUACGCAACGUACAUUGCAUCGCUGGUGUUUCUUGAAGACUUUGCGCUUACCCGCUUUGAGGGCAGCAGGGCCAAUGUUGUUUAUCUCUUUGACAUGUUGCAAAGGUUCAGUCAGACACACCCGGUGGCAAGAAUGCUGGCUGGUCAGCUUGGUCACGAGCUGGAGAGACUGGAGGUUGGGGAUACGGCUAUGGGGUAG
This is a messenger RNA of Podospora pseudocomata, 2165 nucleotides long. RefSeq lists its product as uncharacterized. The record is from RefSeq and is a predicted model, not a curated record. Lineage: Eukaryota; Fungi; Ascomycota; Sordariomycetes; Sordariales; Podosporaceae. The transcript is spliced from 4 exons. Gene Ontology annotation, cellular component: nucleus. Gene Ontology annotation, biological process: DNA-templated transcription; regulation of DNA-templated transcription. Gene Ontology annotation, molecular function: zinc ion binding; DNA binding; DNA-binding transcription factor activity, RNA polymerase II-specific. The coding region runs from base 351 to 2165 and encodes 604 amino acids.